CCAGCAGCCACCCACCCUGACCUCCACCUUGGCGGCGCGGCCGUUCCCAAAUCGACGCGAGCAGAAAUGGCGGGCCGCCGCCGCAGCAGCGAGGACGGCGACGGGUAGACCCGUCCCAGCCGCCGCCGCCGCCGCCGCGCCAGCUCGCCGGAGGUGCCAGACGACGCUGACGCUGAUACCCUGUGGGAGUCGCUGCCGUUGGAUAUGAUUUGGGAGAUCCUCCUGCUGCUGCCACCGCAGCGGCCCUCCCUCGUGCGCGCAUCCACCGUCAACACGCUCUGGCGAGGCGUCGCCACCGACCCCGACUUUAUGAGCCAGUCCCGCAGGAAGUGGAAGCCGCCUCCCCUACACGGCUUCUUUGAGCGCCGCCAGCACAAGUUCCGCUUCACCCCCGUCUUGCAUCCUCCCGACGGUAUCCCUGCCGACCGCAUUCACAUCUCAGGCUGGAUGACCUCCCGCGACUGCGACGUGACCGACUGCCGCCACGGUCGACUACUUGCCAUCGACUGCAAGUGGCUUUUUCUGUUUUCCCCCAUCACCGGCGAGGAGCGCAACCUGCCCGUUCCGCGCCAGUUCAGAAAGUGCAACUACCACAACGGGGCUGUCAUAUGUGCUGCCAGCGGACAGGACCAUGUACACGGCUUUUGCCACAACAGUCCAUUCAAGGUGGCAUUAUUGUCCAUUUUUCCUAUAGGUAAUCGAUUUGUCACCUCUGUUUACUCCUCGGAAACCCGCCAAUGGGGUCACGAUAUAUUCCUAGAUGCUCCAUUUGAAGUUGCUCUUGCUGUUGGUGUUCCUGCGACCCUUGUUCGAAAUGUGCUCUACUGGAUGCUUUCAUCAAAUAAUGUUUGUGCUGCCAUGCUUGAGUUUGAUUUGGAUAGGCAGAGCCUAGCUGUGAUCGAGGGGCCUCUUGGUCGUAAGAUUGUUUCGGGCAGCCAUAGGAUCAUCAAAACAGAGCAAGGCACAGUUGGCUGGGUCAGGUUUUCAUUUCCGAACCUAGAAAUAUGGCUGAGGAAGAAGAAUUGUCACGGUAUUGCCACAUGGCUGCAGCAUAAGACGGUUGAUAUGCAUGGCAUUCUUGGGAUCCCUCCUCGGGUUAGUAAGAAGCGGUGGCAUGAAAAAAUCCUCGCGUAUGACGAGGAGAACAAUGUGAUCAUUCUGUAUGUUCAGGACAGUGCUUACAUGCUUGAUCUUAAGUCGAUGCAAUCCACAAAACUUGAUGAAAGCCGUUUGAUGAAAUCCUGUCACCCAUUCACCAGUUUCUAUCCGCCAGACAUGGCAAUCUAAGAAGCAUAGAUAUAUGCACACGGACACGGGGAUACAGAUACAUAUAUGGAGACAUGGAAUACGGCAUUUUCCAGAAACAGCCAUACGGCGACACGGGAGUAUAUAUAUACAUAAAUAAAUAAAGUACAGCUUGUAAUGUUGUGAGGACAGAAGUAUAUUUGUAAGACGUACGAUCAAAGUACUGCCCAUUUGUUUUCUGCCUUCAUCUCCACAUUUCUAUAUGGCUGAGUGUAACGCAGCUGAUGCUGCAAGUAUAUGUAAGUAGAUAUUUCAGGAGAAAGAAAAUACAAUGCAGCAUGUAAUAUGGACAUAAUUAUAUUUGUGGGAUCUGGGAUCAAGUCUUGAUUCUGUCAUGUAAUGUGGACAAAAUUAUGUUUGUAAGAUGUGAGAUCAUUUGGUUUCA
Molecule: messenger RNA, 1690 nt
Organism: Triticum aestivum (bread wheat)
Lineage: Eukaryota; Viridiplantae; Streptophyta; Magnoliopsida; Poales; Poaceae
Exons: 2
Coding region: 205-1287 (360 amino acids)
Molecular function (GO): protein binding
Source: RefSeq, a predicted model, not a curated record